Messenger RNA from Labrus bergylta (ballan wrasse), 5277 nucleotides. RefSeq lists its product as uncharacterized. Gene Ontology annotation, cellular component: nucleus. Lineage: Eukaryota; Metazoa; Chordata; Actinopteri; Labriformes; Labridae. The record is from RefSeq and is a predicted model, not a curated record. Gene Ontology annotation, molecular function: metal ion binding; NAD+-protein mono-ADP-ribosyltransferase activity; NAD+ poly-ADP-ribosyltransferase activity.
UCCUAUACCCGUGAACUCACCAGCUGCUCUCCAGUCGCCGUCUUGCUUUGCUUUGAGGUGGAAGGACAGACAGGACUAAGAGCGUUACAAUUAUGGAGACCGAAGUUUUAAAGAUCAUCCUAGCCAGUCAAGGAGCUGUCGACACCGAUUAUUUGAUAUCUAACAUCGGCUACGACGAUUCCACGACUCAGAUCAUCACUAACCGAGAGAAAUUUACUUGGUGUUCUCCUUUUGGCCAGCAUAAGGUGGUGGCUCGGACCAGCCUGAGACUGUGCAGAGCCAGAGGCUGUACUGGAUCAUGUAAGGGGCUGCACCUGUGUAAAAACAUCCUCUUCAGCGGGGCAUGUCAUUUCACCCAGUCAAGGAGAGGCUGCACCUUCUCUCAUGCACUGGACUCCUUUCACAAUCAGGUGAUACUGAAGGAGCUUGACCUGGAGAGUCUGAGCAGGGCAGAGCUAUGUACACUGCUGCUGCAGAGCGACAACUUGCUCCUGCCUGCUAUAUGUUAUGAUUACAACAAUGGUCCCGGAGAGUACGGAAAAUGUGAGCGUGCUGAUGGCUGCGAGAGACUGCAUAUCUGUGAGAGGUACCUGAACAUACACUGCAGUUGCCACAAGACUCAUGAUUUCAACGAUCCACAGCCAUUAAAAAUCCUGCGGAGUAAAGGUGUUCCAGACAGCCUUAUUCCCAGCUUGAAGUCUGCUUAUGCAAACAAAGAGGCCAUAAGGUAUGCUGACAGAAAUGGGAAUGGGAGCAACAAGGGUAACCGUGCGGCUACAAACUACCCUGGUGAGUGUAACAGUGAUGGUCACAGAGGGAGAGGAAGAGGGAGGGGGAGAGGAGGUUUCCGGGGAAAUAGAGGCAACAGAGGCAAGAGGGGCAACAGGGGCAACAGCAGGAACCAGGACAGCCGUCCACUGCAGCAAAGUACCCAUUCCAGUACUGACUCCCUCGCUGACCUUGAUGCGUUAGAUCUGUACGGUGAUGGUGGAUCUACUGAAGAUGACAACGGAACAGCUGACAGAGGGAGAGGUGGCUUCCGCAGCACCUUGAGCAGCCGGCAGGAGCUGCAACGGACCCGUUCAACGAGUGACAUCUUCGCUGCGGGGAGAGCCGAUGCAGACGAGGAUGACGGAGCGAACAGAAGACAAAUACCAAGACCUGUCAGAGAUAAAACUGAGAUAUGCAUGUACUUCAUCAAAGGAACCUGCAAACAUGGUGACGAGCGGUGUUACAAAGCUCAUAGCAAGAUGCCGUACAGAUGGGAGGUCAACAAGGAUGACAAAUGGACCGUCAUGCCCAAUAAUGAGGCGAUUGAGAAGGACUACUGUGACCCAAACAACGCAUACAGCAGCAGCAGCAGCAGCAGCAGCCCACCUGUGCACUUCGACACUAUGACCCAAGGACAGAACAAAGUACGACGACUCUCCACCGUCAACUCUUUGCUUGAGCCGGACUUCAUCCACACCACUGAGUGGCUUUGGUACUGGGAGGACGAGUUUGGAAAGUGGAGCAUAUACGCUUCAGCUACUGGUGGACACAAAGCUGCAGACAUGGACAGCCUUAAACUGGAGCAAAAGUAUCUGCUUAAUGAAAAAGAUGUGGUGGAGUUCACUGCCGGUUCACAGUCAUAUUCACUCAGUUUUGAAGACAUGAUACAAACUAACAAGCAUUAUUCCACCAAGAGGCUGGUGAAAAGACGGCCGCGGUUCAUCUCUGGGGCUGAUGUCCUAGCAAAAAGAGUGAGAAAGCCUAUUGGUCAACCAAGUUCCACUGCUGUCCCUGUUCACUGGGACAAGAGCCAGAUCCCACUAACAGGAUACAAGCGAGUCUCCCUCCUCAGAACCUCAGACGAAUUUAAGGAGAUCGAAGCUCUUUUCUGUCAAACACUGCGAGGUUUUGAUAUCGUCAAAAUCGAGAGAAUUCAGAACAGAGCUCUUUGGGAAGUCUUUCAGUGGCAGAAAACUCAGAUGAUUAACAAUGGAAGUACUCUGAGAGAAAAAAAGCUUUUUCAUGGCACCGACUCCAAAUUUGUGGACGUCAUCAGCCACACCAACUUUGACUGGAGGAUAUGUGGAGUUAAUGGCACUGCUUAUGGCAAAGGUAGUUACUUUGCCCGGGACGCCAAAUACUCCCACAGCUACACGGGUGACUCUGAUAUCAGGUCCAUGUUUGUGGCUCGGGUUCUGGUCGGAGACUACACCAAAGGGUCCUCCGGCUACGUCAGACCUCCUUCUAAGGACGACGGGGACAUUAACUUCUAUGACAGCUGCGUAAACGACAUCGUGACCCCCUCCAUCUUUGUCGUGUUUGAAAAGCACCAGAUCUACCCCGAGUACCUGCUGCAGUACAGGACCACGCACCCGCUCGUUUCAUUGUAUGGUGCUGCGUCGGCACCAGCGCCAAAACCAGUACCUGCACCAAAACCAGUCGCUGCACCGACACCAGUUUACACACCUAGACCAGUGCCUGCACCAAGACCAGUUAUUGCACCACAACCAGUAGCGGCUCCUACACACCAACCCACAUUGUCAUACCGAACCAGCACAGACACCUACCAGUUCAGAACAGCGUCGCCCCCAUCCCCACGAUAUUCUCAGCCUGCCUCGCCAAAGAAGGAUACCUGUGUCAUCGCUUAGAAACAGAUAAAGUUAGGCAUCGUAUCUGUUUGAAGGAGCAUGAUGGAGAUAAUGCUGUGUGCUGUUGUUUGUUGCGGGUAGUAGAUGAAAUAGUGAUAUCGUUUUAUAAAUAUAGUAAAAAGCAUUUCAAGAAGAGUGACGUGGCUCACAUGAGAGUGUCACGUUCAGAAGCUAAUCUGAAGCUCUUGUUUGUUCUCACUGGCGACACCUGUGGCGAUAAGAAGUCAUUGCAGGCAGACCUUUCUUUAAUGGAGAUCCAAACUGUGAGACAAAGUUUCAGACAAAGACUAAAAUAUAUAGCGAGGAUGUGUAAGAUGAUCUGGCUAAAUGAGCUACAUCUUACCUUUUGCUUCCACAUCGUUGGGUGAACAGAGUGAAGCCAGAGAUUGGCUUGCUUAUUCACCUUGCGUCCGCGUACACAGAUUGCUGUGUGAGGAACGUAAAUGUUCCCGUACUUCUCUAAACACUAAAAUGUGUUACUGGAGGAGACCUGUAGAGGGCACACCAGACGGCUCAGGCUGAUGUGCAGAGAGUUACAAAGCAAAGAUGUGGCACUCGAAGGAGGUCAAUGUUAUGUCAAUGCUGACAGUGGUGCCAACGUGCUUGGAUUUUUGUAACGGCCCAGACCUACUUCGUUUUUUAGUUUUGCGGGUUUCCGCGUCGACUUUUUAAAACGGAGUUGUUUGAUCAGUUUGUUUGUUACUGUGCGUUGGUAACAGACACGGUACAGAUGUGGAUGUAUUUGAUUAAAAAAAUAAUGAUAAUUAAAUACAAAUGCAGCUGAAAGUCACCAGUUUACAGGGUCACCUGAUAAACUGAAACAACGUACUCGCCUGCAUUUAGUUUUGCAGGUUUAUGGAACUUAUUUGUCCUAGAUAUUGUGACAGACAUGUUUGUCUCCGUGCAGAGACAAUGACAAACCGUAGAGAUGUGGGUGCUCGCUGACUCGGCCUAUCAGCUUCUCUCCCCAGAAAACUCUGCCAUUGUUGUCGCUGCAACAUCCCUCUGCCUCUACACUGCCCCUACUGGGGAUAUGCAUACUGCAUCUUGCGACAUACAUUUUUGAGGAUGUGCACAGCAGAUGCUGAGAGCAGUUUGCAGGGCACGUGUGGCAGCCAUCAUUUGCACACAAAUGGUUAGCUGAAGCAGGUAAACCUUAGGCCUUAGAGCACUAUGGUGUCCCACAACACGCCUUCAAACCUUGUUGAAAUCAACUUUGUCAGGUUAAUUUUCAGGACGUAGCAAUAUUAUAUAAGGGCUAUUUAAGUGUGUGUACUGGUAGGUUGUUACACCACAAAGUAACCAUAGCAGAGGUGGAUGGCCGUUGCUGGCUGGACCAUGAACCAUUUUUAGGAUUUUUCUACGGAAUGUCGGCGAUUUAAAAAAAAACAAAAAACAAAGUGAACACACAGGCUUUUACUGGUGAAACAUCAGCUCUAAAGCCAGUGUGUGAGCUCAACUGGCAUAGGAUAGUGACUAAGAUAAAUAUAAUUUACAGAAGUAAAUGUAAGAAGUCAUUAAAGCCAAGCGCAAAUAACACUCAAAUAAUGAGUUCCACAGGUGAAGCAGAAAUGGAUCUACUUUGAAUAGUGAUCUAGAAAGACAGAGAGCCACAUUUCAAUUUCAGUUUAUAAAAAAUUAUGAACCGCUUCUGUGAAAAUCUGUAACUAAGGAGUCGAUUCAUGAAAAUGAAGAGUAGGAGGAGCUACUUCAGGUGCAAUUCAUCGAUUGUGGAGCAAAAGAUGGGCUCCUCGGAUCACAUAUAAAAAAACACAUCGCACUAAUCUCAUGUAUAAACAAAAGUGACAACGUCGCACGAUGACUCUAAACGGAGGAGAAACCGGCGCACAGUGUGACGAAACAAGCCCAAAACUCUGUCUUUAUUGUAGAGAUAGUACAGUGGAUAGAGUUUGAAAUCAGGGAGAGAGUGGGGAGUGACAUGUGGGAAAGGACCCACAGGUCGGAUUUGAACCUGGGCCGCCCGCUAACCACUGCACCACCAGUACGCCAGUUUCUAAAAAUCUCAACCCUUGAACAAGUUUUCCAAAAGGUGUGUUUUCAGUGACCCAAAACGCAGUUCGCGCAAGUAGGAAAGACCAAAACGGCCUGACUGUCGUGUGCUGAUGCUAUGGUGCUCGCCGCAGCGGCCGCAGCCCUUUGCUUGCGUGUCGUCCCCUCACUCUCUCCUUCCAUUGUUUCCUGUCUCUCUUUGGCUCUCCUAUCCAAUAAAGGUGAGAAAAAAAUACACGCCUAAGUGUGCACUAGGCCUUUUUUAUUACAUUUGCACUACUACACCUCUAGGGGGAGACAAAAUCCAUGAAGGCCAUAAAAUUGACAGCUUCGAUUACAAAACAAAUAGUGAAGUUUUCUUUGUCUGUUUUGUUUCUUUUUUGUUGUCUCCCAUACUGCCCCCCCCCUUUUUUUUUUUUACUACUGUUAAGUGUCCUUUGGUUUCUUGAAAGGCACUAUAUAAAUCCAAGCUUUUAUUAUUAUGAUUUCUUUCCUUCCAAAUCAUUUAUCACAACACAACUGUGAUACUUUGUGUACUUUAUUUUCUUAAAAAAUAUGGCUGUCAUAAAAUGGUUGUUUUGUUGUCAAACUCUUGAUUUUUGUUCAUUAAAAUAAAUAAAUCAAAGUU